Molecule: messenger RNA, 3021 nt
Organism: Perca fluviatilis (European perch)
Lineage: Eukaryota; Metazoa; Chordata; Actinopteri; Perciformes; Percidae
Gene: galnt17
Product: polypeptide N-acetylgalactosaminyltransferase 17
Exons: 11
Coding region: 1-1800 (599 amino acids)
Cellular component (GO): Golgi apparatus
Source: RefSeq, a predicted model, not a curated record
AUGGCUUUUGUCUUCAGAAGAUGGAGGGUUUUACUGGUGCUGAACGUGCUUGCGGUUGCUGGGUUCAUGACUUUCUGGGCCAAGUGCAACACGCGCAGCGCCCAAGCCGCCGCUCCAGAGGCUCCGGCGGACGGGAAGAGGCCCCCGGGCAACGGGACGGCGCAGGGGCCCAGCAUCAGCCAUGAGGUGCUGCUGAAGAGGCUCAGCUCGCUGGAGGAUGUGGUGUACAGGCAGUUAAACGGUCUGUCCAAAUCUCUGGGCCUGAUCGAGGGCUUUGGGGGUCGUGGUAAAGGCGGCCUCCCUGCCACGCUGUCGCCAGCUGAGGAGAGCGACGCUAAAUACCUGAGGGAGAAGUACGGCUACAACGCCUACCUCAGUGACAGAAUCUCUCUAGAUCGGACCAUACCGGACCACCGGCCCAGCAAAUGCAGAAAGGUCAGCUAUCCGAGAGAUCUCCCCAAGAUCUCCCUCAUCUUCAUCUUCGUCAACGAGGCUCUGUCGGUGAUCCUGCGCUCAGUCCACUCAGCUGUCAAUCACACUCCGGCUCACUUGCUUAAAGAAAUCAUCCUGGUGGACGACAACAGCGAUGACGAGCAGCUGAAAGGACCACUGGAGGAGUACGUGAACAAACGCUACCCCGGCCUGGUGAAGAUUGUCAGGAACCAGAAGAGGGAGGGACUGAUCCGAGCCAGGAUUGAGGGCUGGAAGGUGGCCACUGCCGAGGUGACGGGAUUCUUUGACGCCCAUGUGGAGUUCACCCCAUCCUGGGCCGAGCCGGUUCUGGCCAGAAUAAAAGAGGACCACAAGAGGAUUAUUCUGCCUUCCAUCGAUAACAUCAAGCAUGACACGUUCGAGGUGGAGCGCUACGAGAACUCAGGCCAUGGCUACAACUGGGAGCUGUGGUGCAUGUACAUCAACCCGCCCAAACAGUGGUGGGACGAUGGGGACAUAUCUGCUCCAAUCAGGACUCCCGCCAUGAUUGGCUGCUCCUUCGUGGCCAGCCGUGACUACUUUGGCGAGCUCGGCCUGCUCGACUCAGGCAUGGACGUCUAUGGAGGGGAGAACAUUGAAUUGGGCAUCAGGGUGUGGCUAUGUGGAGGCAGUAUGGAGGUGCUGCCAUGUUCCAGGGUGGCUCACAUCGCACGGAUGAAGAAACCCUACCAUAGUAACAUAGCUUUCCACACACGACGUAACGCUCUACGCGUGGCUGAGGUCUGGAUGGAUGAGUACAAGUCCAACGUUUAUCUGGCCUGGAACAUCCCUGUGGAGAACCACGGUAUUGAUUACGGUGACAUCUCUCAGAGGGUUGCACUGAGGAAGAGUCUGCAGUGUAAGAGCUUUGAGUGGUACCUCGACAAUGUUUACCCAGAGAUGAGGAGGUAUAACAACACGCUGUUCUACGGCGAGAUUCGUAACUCUAAAGCGAGCCACCUGUGUAUGGAUCAGGGUAUGAAGGAGAACCACACGGCCACCCUGCACCCCUGCCAUGGCUGGGGUCCUCAGUUAGGACGUUACAGCAAAGAGGGUCAGCUAUUCCUGGGCCCUCUGGGCAGCACCGGGGAGGACACUCGCUGUGUGGUGGACGAUCAGAUCAGCACCUUUCCUCAGCUCCUCAACUGUGACAAGAUUACCAACGUUAAGCAAAAGACAUGGCAUUUCUCUCAGAAUGAAUCGAUCAUAAACAGAGCCACGGGCCGCUGCCUGGAGGUGGUGCCGGCUAACGUUUACUUUGGCCACCUGCUGGUCCUGCAGCCCUGCUCCGGGCAGAGGUGGACCAUCAAGAACACCAUGAAGCAGUAGGUCGACUGGGACCAGUGACACCAGAGGCCAUUUUCAGGAGCUGUCAGGUCCCUGUCGGCUGAGGGACAACUGAUGAGGCAGAGGCUCCUCGUCUUCUCGAGAAAACACGGAGAUGGUUUCAAAGAGAUGUGAGCUGUGAACAUCUCAGUGAUACACGUUUUGUGAAAUUUCUUUUUUUUUUUUAACAAAGCGGACAUUCAUAAUGAUGCAAGUUUAGCAUGAGGACUGUUUCUCUCUCCAUCUGAAUUUGACAAACUUUCGAUGUGACAUUGCCAUAAUUCCUGUGCCACUUCUCUUCGAUGUUUUUAAGUUUAAGGAUGAAGAUGUGAUCAGCCAAAACUGUGUUCUGUCUUAUGUGGGGCAAAAAAUAAGGUUUCUAGCUUCAACCUCAAAACAUGUCUGCGUUAUCUCAUUCUGUAAAAUGUCAUGUCUUUCGAGCUGUGUAAAAGAAUAAAACACCUGGAAUUCCAUUUUCAGUAAUAUGCACUGAUCAGAAUUCAUUGGUAGUGUGUAAUAGGCUUUAUUAGAGGUUCUCGACUUUUUUUUAAGUUACCUGAAAAUGAAGGAGUUCCUACUUAUGACAGGCAUAAAUUUGAGUUAAACAUUAAUGCCUACAAGUGGGUUUUUAUUUUCUUCUUACAGAAGCCUAGACCAUGUAAAUAUCUAUAAUUUGAAGAAAAAGGCAUUAACAAUAAAUAUUACUUGAUGUAUCCGAGCCAAUUUCUUUGGAGUUAUUGUAAAUCAUCUCAAAAAUCAUAUUGUUGAGGGCUACUGGGCUAUAUCAUGGUUUUAUAUGGCGUGGAUGCAUUUGUCCUUUUUAUUGUCAUUUUGACUGAAAGCAUUCAAUAGCACCAAAUGCAGUACAUCUUGUAGCAUGAUUGUAAGUACUGUAUGCACAUGGGGACAAGGCUUAGUUGAGCUGAGCCAAUUUAUUCUGUUACCUGCUGAGUGCCAUAACUACUGCAGAAGGCCAAAACUACUAGGCUGCAGCCUGAAGCACUUUUUGGGAUACAGAGAUGGAGCUGCAGCCAAUGAGAGGAAGAUUGAAUCAGGAAUGGAAACGUGCACAAGUGUAUCAAAUGUGGAAAUGCUGGAGGCCUUUGAGGCUGGUAUUAUUAAUGUAUUGAGAUGUGUAUAAUGUCAUGUAUUCAAUUAAUUUAAUGUUAUCAGUUGGAUUUUUGCACCCAAGAUUGUCUUCCAAUAAACAACUGUUUUCCUGUU